GAUACUGUAUGAGUGUACUGAGCGCCCCAGUACGGAUUUGUCAGUAGUAAUUCAGUAGACGGCGGUAAACCACGUGUGCUGCAGACGAAAGAGUAGCAGAAGAAGAGAAAGCGGAAAUAAGCGAAGAAGAAGACAACAGACUUCCAGACAGUUUGCAUGACAGAUGGAUCAGAAAAUCCCUUAUGAUGACUAUCAGCUGCCUGUUGUUUUUCUGCCCUCCUAUGAAAAUCCACCUACAUGGAUUCCUCCUCAGGAUCGGAUAAAUCACCCUGAUUAUAAUAAUGAACUUAGCCAGUUCCUACCACGCACCAUCAUCUUAAAGAAGCCUCCAGGAGCACAGCUGGGCUUCAAUAUUCGAGGUGGUAAAGCUUCUCAGCUUGGUAUCUUUAUUUCAAAGGUGGUGCCGGAUUCGGAUGCUCACAGGGCAGGACUUCAGGAAGGAGAUCAGGUGCUAUCAGUUAAUGAAGUGGACUUUCAGGAUAUAGAACACUCAAAGGCUGUGGAGAUUUUGAAGACAGCCAGAGAAAUUGUGAUGAGAGUGCGCUAUUUCCCUUACAAUUACCAGAGACAGAAGGAGAGGACCGUACACUAGGUGGCAGAGACGUGCCGAAGAUUGACGUUUUGCGGUGUGUCCUACUGGCCCUGGAUUACUGAGGAGUUGGGGAAUAUGCAAUGCACCAUCAGCAUCCUAGCUGUUUUCUUUCACUAAUUCUGCAUUCAUCAUUUAUGUGCUAUCAGAGGUAUGAAAAUAUUAGCAUAUAUGCCUGGGGAAAUUCAAAGAAUUUACCUAACUUUUUUUUUUUUAUCUUUGCAAACCCAGUUUAGAGAGUCGUCACAUAUACACUACCUCACAUUUCCUUCUACUACUAAUAUAUUGCUUUUGUUACUUUCCCAUGCAAGCAAGAAUCUAUAUCUGAUACAGGAAAGAAACAACACCAUAAAGAUUGCACUGAUUCUGAUUUUUGCACUGUCUAACACAAUUAAACUACAUGGCCAACUGUUUGUGAACAACUGCCCUUAACACCCUUACGUAAGUCUUUCCCAAACUGUUGCCACAAAGUUUGAAGUGCAUAAUUGUAGUAGAUAUAUUUGUAAAUUGUAGUCGUAUUAACGAAACACUCUUUAAUGGCUCUAAAGGACCUAGUCCAGACCUGUUCCUGCAUGGCAAUGUCCUGUGCACAGUUUGGGGUCCAUAAAGAGAUGAUUUGUCAAGGUUGGAGGGGAAGAAUUGGAAUGGCCUGCACAGAUCCCUCAGCUCAACCACACUGAACACCUUUGGGAUGAAUUGAAAAGCAGACUGCACACCAAACAUUCCUGCUUACUGACACUGUCCAGCCUUAUUAAUGCUCCAGUUGCUGAAGGAUGGCUAACACAAAUCCCCACAGCCGUGCUCCAGAACACAGUGGGAAAAUCUUCAAAGUAGCCAACAGAGAAUCAACACUAUAUUACUUCCCAUGGUGUUUCACUGGGACCUUCAGCAAGCAUAUAAGGGUGCAAUGGUCAGGCCUGCACAUACGUUUGGCCUUGUGGUUUAACUGUGUUAUGGAGUCCACUUGGAAAGUAUUGGAGCAGCAAGGCCAAUUUAUUUAUUUAUUUUUUUAAAUAAAACAUUUGGGUUUGAGAUCAAAAUUUGAUAUGGUAAUUCUGAAUUUCACCAUUAAACUCCCUGAUCUAGAUUUCUUAAACAACUUGGCAACUUUGUCACUUUAACAACAAAUCACCCAUUUUCUGAGUGAGCAGACGUAUUGGGACAGCUAGUAAAUAACACUUAAUCUUUGCUUACUUAUCCCUUACUUGCAGUAACUACUUCAAGCCAGCAACCCACUGGCAUCACCAAAGUAUUUCCAGCCUUGUAAUCUCAGCUUCUUUGCUUUUGUGGUAGGUUUCCAAUCAAAUGUUGUUAAAUACAUCUAGGUGUAAUCAGGAAAUAAAUAUGACAUUCUCAUAUUCAUUUUUGGAUCUUGAACCCAAAUGAGGUUUCCAUUUCAAUACUUUCAGAGAGGACUGUGUGUUUUAACUUAAAACAGAUUUGUCAGACUCCAGUCUGGGAGGCCCGCAGCCUUCUAGAGUUUAGCAAUGUCUUUAGCUAUUAACCAGCUAAUCUCAGAGGCCGUCAUACGCUGAAUUUUACAUUUGGAGAGGGAACACAACUUUCUGUAAGAGUCCAGGGGAAUUGCAGACACAUGGGGAUGCUUUCAAAUGUGUAUUAUUCUCCCAUGCUAUCACACAAGCAAGCCAUUUGUUUACACAUUUGUGACUAAAUGAUAUCUAUGUGAUAUAGCUUGUCUGUCAAGUAAUAUAAAGCCUCUAUUUGCAUAAAAAACAUGCCAUGUCUAAGA
Molecule: messenger RNA, 2339 nt
Organism: Tachysurus fulvidraco (yellow catfish)
Lineage: Eukaryota; Metazoa; Chordata; Actinopteri; Siluriformes; Bagridae
Gene: pdzd11
Product: PDZ domain containing 11
Exons: 6
Coding region: 164-592 (142 amino acids)
Biological process (GO): maintenance of epithelial cell apical/basal polarity; neurotransmitter secretion; protein localization to basolateral plasma membrane
Cellular component (GO): basolateral plasma membrane; synapse; cell-cell junction
Molecular function (GO): protein binding
Source: RefSeq, a predicted model, not a curated record